This is a messenger RNA of Penicillium riverlandense, 831 nucleotides long. RefSeq lists its product as uncharacterized. The transcript has 2 exons. The coding region runs from base 1 to 831 and encodes 276 amino acids. Lineage: Eukaryota; Fungi; Ascomycota; Eurotiomycetes; Eurotiales; Aspergillaceae. The record is from RefSeq and is a predicted model, not a curated record.
AUGAUCAAUUCGUCCCAUGGCUUCGCCAUAGUCACACCCGCCUCACGGGGGUUAGGAUUCGCCUUUGCGCAACACCUCCUCUCAAAGACUCCACUCCCCGUCGUCGCGACGGUGCGCCGGAAAAAAGAUGGAGUGCACGACAAGCUCUUGUCUGGAAAGAAUAUGCCGCGCAGCGCGGAGGAGAGAUUGUCUGUGCUGGAGGUGGAUGUUACAGAUGAAUCCACCAUCUCAUCAAUGGCCUCCCACCUGCACGGAACAUACCCCAACACACCCCUCCGCAUCGCCCUAACCCUACCCGGUAUUCUUCACGUCGAGAAAUCUCCAUCCCAGAUCGACGCCGCGAGCGCCAUGCACAGUUUCCAGGUUAAUGCUGUGGGCCCAAUGCUGCUCAUGAAACACCUUGCGCCAUUCUUACCAACGAAAUCUACUCGACCAUUCCCUACUUUACCUCAAUCUGAUAACAACAACAGACCUCUAUCUCUCCCCGCGCAUUCUAUAUACGCCACUCUCGCCGCGCGCGUGGGUUCUAUAACCGACAACGCUAGCGGCGGGUGGUACUCCUACCGCGCUAGCAAAACGGCUGUAUUUCAGCUGACGAAGACGUUCGAUUUGUACUUGCAAGCGCAGAGUCGGGAUCGGGCUUUGGCGGUUGCGCUGCAUCCAGGUACGGUGCGCACGGAUUUCACGAGAGAUUAUUGGGGGACGAGGGAGAUGCUUGAGCCGGAGGAUGCGGCGGAACGGUUGUUGAAUGUUUUGAUUGGGUUAUCGGCUGAUUUGGAUGGUGGGAGGGGGAGGUGCUGGGAUUGGAAAGGGGUGGAGGUUGCGCCUUGA